Chroicocephalus ridibundus (black-headed gull) is the source of this 1247-nucleotide messenger RNA. It is a transcript of the gene HTR1E, whose product is annotated as 5-hydroxytryptamine receptor 1E. The record is from RefSeq and is a predicted model, not a curated record. Gene Ontology annotation, cellular component: plasma membrane. The transcript has a single exon. Gene Ontology annotation, molecular function: G protein-coupled serotonin receptor activity; dopamine neurotransmitter receptor activity, coupled via Gs. Bases 106 to 1200 code for a protein of 364 amino acids. Gene Ontology annotation, biological process: G protein-coupled dopamine receptor signaling pathway; adenylate cyclase-activating adrenergic receptor signaling pathway. NCBI's taxonomy places the organism in Eukaryota, Metazoa, Chordata, Aves, Charadriiformes, Laridae.
CUGGAGCAUCUCUGUCCCUCUUUCAAAUGGGUGACUUCUGAACCUGGACCUAUUCACUACCUGAAGCAGCAACUUCUUCUUUCACUGUGCAUCCUGGAGGGGAAAAUGAAUUUCACAAAUUGCACCACUGAAGCCAACGCGGCUGCGAAGCCAAAAACAGUAACUGAAAAGAUGCUCAUUACCCUGACCUUGGCCACAAUCACCACCUUGACUAUGCUGCUGAAUUCUGCUGUAAUUGCGGCAAUCUCCACAACCAAGAAGCUCCACCAGCCGGCAAAUUAUUUAAUAUGUUCACUCGCUGUGACAGAUCUCCUUGUUGCUGUUCUUGUCAUGCCCUUGAGCAUCACUUACAUAAUGAUAGGUAAAUGGACUUUGGGAUACUUCAUCUGCGAGAUCUGGCUUAGCGUUGACAUGACCUGUUGCACGUGUUCAAUCCUUCAUCUGUGUGUCAUUGCUCUGGACAGGUACUGGGCAAUCACAGACGCUAUUGAAUACGCCCGGAAAAGAACGGCUAAAAGGGCUGGGCUGAUGAUAGUCACCGUGUGGACCAUCUCCAUUUUCAUAUCAAUGCCCCCUUUGUUUUGGAGAAAUCACCACAGUGUCAAUAUUCCCAGUGAGUGUCGCAUUCAGCACGAUCAUGUCAUCUACACUAUUUAUUCCACAUUUGGGGCGUUUUACAUCCCCUUGACUUUGAUCCUGAUCCUGUACUACAGAAUUUACCAUGCUGCAAAGAGCCUUUACCAAAAGCGGGGUUCGAGCCGCCACCUCAGCAACAGGAGCACCGACAGCCAAAAUUCCUUUGCCAGCUGCAAGCUCACACAGACGUUCUGCGUCUCGGACUUCUCCACAUCCGACCCAACCACGGAGUUCGAUAAAAUCAACGCGUCUGUGAGGAUCCCUCCUUUCGAGAAUGACCUGGACCUGGCUGGUGACCGGCAGCAGAUCUCCACGACACGGGAACGAAAGGCUGCUCGCAUUCUGGGCCUGAUUUUAGGUGCUUUCAUUUUGUCCUGGUUGCCCUUUUUCAUCAAGGAACUGCUUGUGGGCCUCCAUGUUUGCACUGUCUCUCCAGAAGUAGCGGACUUCUUGACCUGGCUGGGAUAUGUCAACUCCCUUGUCAACCCUUUGCUGUACACUAGUUUUAAUGAAGAUUUCAAGCUGGCCUUUAGAAAGCUCAUCAGGUGUCGAGAACACACUUAAAAGUACUGGGAGAUGAUGAUGAUGACGACAUGACUUCUGGCCUUAAG